Messenger RNA from Venturia canescens, 1980 nucleotides. RefSeq names its product antichymotrypsin-2-like. The transcript is spliced from 8 exons. The record is from RefSeq and is a predicted model, not a curated record. Lineage: Eukaryota; Metazoa; Arthropoda; Insecta; Hymenoptera; Ichneumonidae. Gene Ontology annotation, molecular function: serine-type endopeptidase inhibitor activity. Bases 370 to 1683 code for a protein of 437 amino acids.
CAACUCGCGGGAAGCACACUUGACUAAACAGUAGCGCACAUGUGCCUUUCAGUGGCCAGCUUCUCCGCUGUUAAUCAUCAAAAAGUUCUACCUUACGAUUUCUUUUUAUUUCGCACUGAGCGACAGCGAAUUCGACUUGAUGUGAAUCUUUAUGGAACAUAAUGACAUGCCAACAAUUGAAUUCAUAUAGAAUAAUUAACCUUACGAACGUCUUUCGUCGUCAUUGAAUUUUUCAAACACGAGUAUAACGAGUGCUGGAUAAAAGCUUUUCAUUUCAUCAUUUAGUUUCAAUCGAUUUCGAGUCUUCUCUGAAGCGGUCGAAAGUAUACGAAGCUCUCGUGAGACGGGUUUUCUUAAUACUCCAGUGAGAUGAAUUUACUUACAUUAUGCGGCAUGGUCGCAUUGUAUUUGACAUCGAACUUGGAGGCCAAUCAGGACGUUCUUCAUCACUGUGCCUCCGACGCCAAUUUUUGGCUCACUAACGUCGAGUUAUGUGCCAAUUUCACCGUCGGUUUCACGCUCGAACAGAAGAAGCGAGGUUACGAUAUCGUAACACAGGGUCUCAACAAAUUCGCUAUGAAGUUUUUCGAGAAUAUCGGCGCAACGACGUGCGGAAGCUUCGUUUGUGGGCCCCUGAGCGUUUCUCUUGCACUGUCCAUGGCCGUUUACGGAGCGCGUCAUAAUACGAAGAAAGAGCUGGCGAGAGCGUUGGGUUUUAAGCAUAACGAUAUUCCCAUAGCGAGGGCAGGAUUUCGUACACUCAUGGACAGUUUAGCGAAUGUGAAAAACGUAAAUUUACGCGCGUCUAACAAGCUCGGAAUUCCAAUCGAUGGUGUCAGGCCUAAACGUACAUUUUCUUACGUCACCAGAAAUUUUCUUCGUUCAACCACCGAAAGUCUCAAUUUUAAUGAGACUGCAAACGACCGAAAACGAAUUGUGAAAAACUGGCUCAACACUCAGGCAAAUGAUACUUCUGAGCAUAUAAUAAGCAUGAGUACUUUGACCUUCGACCCGCUGUUGGUCUUGGCAAGCGAAGUAUACUUAAAGACCGACUCGAUUUAUGGUUUCGAUAAACUACGUUAUCACUCGAAUAGAUUUUGGGAAAAUGGUGUACAGAAAGGCAUUGCACGGUUUUUGGAUGCAUGUGAUCAUUAUCGUCAUGGCGAACUUCCCGAGCUCGAUUCCGAGUUUGUUGAACUCCCAUAUGGGAAAAGUAAUCUGGACGACGGUGUUAGCAUGGUCAUUGUGCUUCCGAAACAGAGGAACGGUUUAAAGAAUUUGGAAAAAAAAUUAGACAGAAUUGAGAUCAAAAAUCUUCUCGAUGGUGAGCUUAAAAGGGUCCGUGUCUACUUGCCGAGGUUUGACCUUGAAAAUUUUCUGUGGCUUGAAUCACCACUUCAAAACAUGGGACUGAGGGAGACGUUCUCGCCGCUGUCAAAUUUCUCGAAAGUGGUAUCAACGUCUUCCAUCCAUGGCUACGCUUCAGAACACGCAGCCAGAAUCCAAGUCAAGGCGAGUGACUAUGACAUUACAACAGAAGACUCGAGUAUUUCCUGUUCAUGCAAGACACUCGAUGAGUUUGACGUAACCUACUUCAAGGUGGAUCAUCCUUUCAUCGCUAUAGUCGUAACCAGGAGCACGAACCCAGUGAUCCUGCAAAUGGCUCGUUUCACUGGCGUAUGAGGCUCAUUAUUUUUUUGUCACGAAUUUCUGACUCGCAGUAUAUUUUUUCAUACAUUUUUCUAAACAAAUAAAUUCAGAUUCACUUGAACAAAAACAGAUGAAUUACAAUGUCAAAAAUGAAGAUUGCAGACUGCUUUUUCAGGAGAGUAAAAACACAACGAAAAUAUUCAUUUGUAUUUAUACAUAGAAAAUUAAUUGUGACCUGGGCAAAACGAAGUUUUCUCAAAUACUAAAAAAUAUAUACGGUAUUUAUUUGCCGUUCUCGAGAAAAAAAAAAAAAAAUCAAUUUUUUGGGGG